CAAUGCGGGACUCUUAGUUUGAAUCUCGCUUAUGUUGUUGCUGAUUCUCCACGCUGAGCUACUGCACCGGGAAAAUGUCUCGAGUUUACGUGGGAAAAUUAAGCUAUCGCGCCAGAGAGAAAGAUGUCGAAAGGUUUUUUAAAGGCUAUGGGAAGAUACUGGAAGUGGACCUGAAAAACGGAUAUGGGUUUGUGGAGUUUGAUGACCCUCGUGAUGCAGAUGAUGCUGUGUGUGAUCUGAAUGGCAAAGACCUUUGUGGAAAGAGAGUGAUCGUGGAGCACACCAUAGGACAGCGGCGUGAUGGUGGCAGCAGAUCUGGAAGAAGUAGUCGAUAUGGCCGUGGAGGAGGGGACAGGUACGGCCCACCGACUCGCACAGAUUACAGGCUGAUUGUGGAAAAUCUCUCCAGUCGUUGCAGCUGGCAGGACCUGAAGGACUACAUGCGUCAGGCUGGUGAGGUGACCUAUGCUGACACUAACAAGGGCCGCAAGAAUGAGGGAGUCAUUGAGUUCAGGCAAUAUUCAGACAUGAAAAGAGCCCUGGAGAAACUGGACGGUACUGAGGUCAACGGAAGGAAGAUUCGGCUCAUUGAGGACCGGCCUGGUGCCAGACGCCGCCGCUCCUACUCGCGCAGCCCCUCCAGGUCUCGCUCCAGGAGCAGGAGGUCUCGCAGGAGCCGAAGCCACAGCCGAACCAGUAGCCGUUCAAGAGCCUCAGGCUCGCGAUCACGCAGCAGGUCAACCAGCAAGAAGGCGAAGGGCAGGAGCAGUAGGAUGGAGGAGAGCAGUAAUGGAGCUCGCAGGGGAGGUGAAAGCGCCAGGGAUAAUAGCACGAGCUGCAGCCCCCCGAGCAAAAAGAGCAAACGGGAGAACAAGAGGGCUCGCUCCUAUUCUCGAUCCAGAUCCCGAUCCAGGUCCAGAUCUCGAUCCAAAUCGGGAAACGACAGGGAUCUCUCCAGAGAGUCUGGGUCCAAAUCUCAGGAGGCAAACAAGAGCAGCGAUGAAGGCCGGGCGGCUGAACGGGCGCACCGCUCCAGAGCUCAUUCUCGAUCCAGAUCACAAACGCCACCAGAUGCUGAUCUGCGAAGGGAAUCUAGAUCUAGAUCCAGAUCCAGAUCCAAAUCUCGCUCACGUUCACGCUCGAGAUCUUAUUCUCGAUCUCGAUCCCGCUCAAGGUCCCGGUCCUAAGUUAAAAAAAAAAAAAAAAAAAAAAUUUUUUUUUUUUUUUUCCCCUUUCUUUUCCAGUCUAACUGAACAUCUUUAAACAAGAAUAUAUCUUGAAUUUAAUGUUUGUUUGUUUUUACCCUACUGUCAAUUUUUGUCACUAAAUAGUUUUUUUUUCUAUAAACAGGAGACACUUUGUGGAGGUGGAGUAAAAAAAAAUAAACCAAAUUCAAGAUAUAUUGUCUAAAAACAAGAAAAGCAAAAUGGUGUGUCUUGUUUUUAAAUAUUUUUCUUGAAAAUGAGACGGAAAUAGACUGAAAAUUGUUUUGCAGUCAGUGUCUAAAUGUUGUUCUGCCCUUCAUUUCCCUUUGCAGCAAACUACAUUUGUUUUUAGUUUUUUAAUCCUUUUUUUUUUUUUUU
Molecule: messenger RNA, 1583 nt
Organism: Labeo rohita (rohu)
Lineage: Eukaryota; Metazoa; Chordata; Actinopteri; Cypriniformes; Cyprinidae
Gene: srsf4
Product: serine and arginine rich splicing factor 4
Exons: 6
Coding region: 75-1187 (370 amino acids)
Biological process (GO): mRNA splice site recognition; alternative mRNA splicing, via spliceosome
Cellular component (GO): nucleus; ribonucleoprotein complex; cytoplasm
Molecular function (GO): mRNA binding
Source: RefSeq, a predicted model, not a curated record